Messenger RNA from Brassica oleracea var. oleracea, 567 nucleotides. RefSeq lists its product as uncharacterized. The transcript has 2 exons. NCBI's taxonomy places the organism in Eukaryota, Viridiplantae, Streptophyta, Magnoliopsida, Brassicales, Brassicaceae. The coding region runs from base 1 to 567 and encodes 188 amino acids. The record is from RefSeq and is a predicted model, not a curated record.
AUGACUCAGGGUCAUUUGAUUGGAAAUGUUGGUAAUGGGAAAUCUGGUGAAGGGAAUCGCAAACGUUUGAAGAUCUAUGUUCCUCAUUUUGACAACUCCGGCUUGAUCAAGGGUUAUUCCAAGAAUCUUAUCGGAAGAUGUAUGUAUCCGGAGGAACAAAACGUUAAGGCUCUGCUUGUGAUGUUACCAAAGAUUUGGAAGGUGGAGGAUCGGGUGGUGGGCGCAGAUUUGGGGCUGGGAAAGUUCCAGUUUCAUUUUGAGAAAGAAGAGGAUUUGGUGGCGAUCCUGGAGAUGCAACCCUAUCACUUCGAUUACUGGAGGAUGGCCAAAGACUUUCCCUCAGAAAUCCCGUUUUGGAUCAAGCUUGAGGGGAUACCAACAGAGUUCUGGUCAACUCCUAUCUUCCAGAGCAUUGGGGAUGCAAUAGGGGAGACAACGGAUGUAGAUCUGGAUUAUGGUAAAAUGCGGGUGAUUUUGGAUGGUCGAAAGGAGCUGUGUUUCGAUACUACUGUGGAUUUCAAAGGGGGAGAGUUCUACGAGGGAGAGGAGGCUCUGUCUUUGUCAUGA